AUGACCUCAUCGGCAAAGCGCCGGAAGCUGGUUGACUUUACAGAAGAGAGACCGAAAUCGGAGACGCCACGGCCAGUGACCCUGACGGCACUCGGACUUCAUGACGUACUACCACGGAAGCUCGUAUACCGAGACAGCCCGCCUCGCUUUCCAAGUCGCCCGGCAGAGCUGCCCAUCGAUCCUCCGGAGAACAUCUUAGCAGACGGUCUGCAGAAUGUCAACAGUCACCCACGGGACGAGCACCUCACCUUCACAGCGAGUGAUCAUGCUUACUUCUGGAGAGGGAAGCGGGUGGCAAGAUCCGCGACGCAACUGGUGCACGAGUUCACGAACGAGUUCUCCGAGAACCAAGUGAUCAGCUCCAUGCAGAGAAGCACCAACUGGCCACGCCCAGGCUACCUCAAAUCGGCUCUCUCCGAGCGCCAGAAAGCUGGGCUGGCGCAGCUGAAAGGCACGGGGCAGCUCCUACGAGCAUUCCAGCAGGAGGAGCAAGACGAACUUCAGAUCUGCAGGCUCGCCCACCGGCUGCGAGCAACCGCGCCGGAGGACGAUGCAGUCGCUGAGCUCGUGGCAGGGUUGGGGCUUUCGGAAAGCGAAAUUCGAGAGAAGUGGGCUCAAGCUCGAGAGGACGGCGUGAAAGAGGGCACAUGGAUGCACGCACAAUUCGAGCACCUACUAAACGGCGGAUCCCUCCCGAGCCGGACGGAAGAAGUAGCCCUGCUGGCACAAUUCCUACGCUCUCAGCCGGGUAUGACCGCAUAUCGCACAGAAUGGCGAAUAUACGCGGAGGAGGAGGACGUCGCUGGCAGUAUCGACUAUGUGGCCGAACGACCAGACGGCAGCAAAGUGAUAGUGGACUGGAAACGCACAAAAAGAACACGACUGAACAACGAGGCCUUCGGCAAGUUCAUGCGGAGACCACUGUGCAGCGUACCCGACUGCACCCUCUGGCAUUACCGCCUCCAGCUGAACGCAUACAGGUUCAUUCUCGAGAAGUACUACGGGCAAAUCGUCUCAUCCAUGUACAUAGUGGGCACCAAUCCCGACAACGGCGACCAUCCAUACGUCGACGAAGUGCCGCGAAUGCAGACAGCGAACUUGGAGCACCGGGCCAGUCCGCCUCUUACUUCGUGA
Messenger RNA from Symbiodinium sp. CCMP2456, 1134 nucleotides. The record is from the annotation of a GenBank genome assembly. NCBI's taxonomy places the organism in Eukaryota, Dinophyceae, Suessiales, Symbiodiniaceae.